AUGGCGUUACUCCUACGCUUUACUAUCUCCUGUGUUCUCUUAUCGUGCCACUGGUCAUGGACCAAUGCGGAACUGUUCACUGCCAUAUCAGACGUCGAACCUCUUUUGGAGACACACAAACGGAUCAUAGAUGACCUGGACGAAUAUAUCCUUAAGGAAGAAGAAAGAUUAAAUGUUUUAAAAAGACACCUGAAAAUAUAUAAAAGAGAGCACGAAAUAGCAAUGGAAGAUAUUCCCAACUAUUUGGGAAAUCCUAUUAAUGCGUUCACACUUAUCAAGCGAUUGACGUCUGAUUUGGAUCACAUCGAACACAGCAUUGAGAUCGGAACAGAUUAUAUAAAGAACUUGACAGUGAACCAUGCUGAUGUUAAAUACCCAACGUUGGAAGACCUUGCAGGCGCCGCCCAAGCUCUCACGAGAUUACAAGAAACGUACCAUCUGGAAGUCUCUGAAUUGGCUGAAGGAAGACUUAAUGGAGUCAACUAUAGCGCACCAAUGAGUGCGGGCGAUUGUUAUGAGCUUGGUAAAGCUCUCUACAACGAAAAAGAUUACACGAACGCUCUUGCAUGGAUGACAGAGGCUAUGCGAAAGUAUAAAGAGGAAAACCAGCCUUAUUUGUUCAAGGAACUCGAUAUUAUGGAAUAUAUUGGAUUCUCUCACUAUUUAUUAGGUGAUGUAAAAUCUGCACUAGAAUGGACAAAAAAGAUGCUAUCUCUGGAUCCGAAACAUGAGCGCGCGCGCGGUAAUGUUCCUCAUUACAAUAAGAUUAUAUCAGAAGAUGAAGAAAAACUACGGAGACGAAGGCGCGGGGACACUGGGAAAGAUUUAGAGGAAGAAAUCACACAAAAGCCGCCAACACUCACUCCAUACGCGAAAGAGAGAAAGGUUUAUGAAAAACUCUGCCGUGGCGAAGUGGAACUUCCACAAGAAAUAACUAAAACGUUAACCUGCAGAUAUUUAACAGAAGCCCAUCCUUUCCUGCGAUUGGCAGCCGUGAAGAUGGAAUAUAUGUAUCGGAACCCCGAUAUUGUUGUAUUCUAUGACGUACUCACUGACCAGGAAAUAGAUCAUAUCAAGAAGAUGGCUAAGCCAAGGUUCAAACGUGCUACGGUCCACGACCCAAAAACGGGCGAACUAGUUCCAGCCCACUACCGCAUCAGCAAGUCCGGGUGGCUGAAGGAUGAAGAGUCUUCCAUAGUGGCUCGCGUGUCCCGCCGUGUGGCUCACUUCACAGGACUCAGUAUGACGUCUGCUGAAGAACUUCAGGUCGUUAACUAUGGGAUUGGGGGACAUUAUGAACCCCACUUCGAUUUUGCGAGGAAACAAGAAACUGCAUUUGGAAAGGCUAAUGGCAACAGAAUUGCAACAGUUUUAUUCUAUAUGUCGAACGUGGCUCAAGGUGGCGCCACAGUCUUCACGGAACUGGGUCUUAGCGUCUUCCCCGUCCGUGGCGCUGCUGUAUACUGGCUUAAUUUGCAUCCGUCUGGUGAAGGCGAUCUGGCGACACGCCACGCAGCCUGUCCUGUCCUCACUGGAUCUAAAUGGGUAUGCAACAAAUGGAUUCACCAAGGUGGCCAGGAAUUAAUACACCCAUGCAAUCUGGAGUACCAACCCGAAAGUAUGCGACGUAAAAUCCCGCGGCCGAUUCCAAAAUCAUCUAGGUAG
This is a messenger RNA of Pieris macdunnoughi, 1665 nucleotides long. Lineage: Eukaryota; Metazoa; Arthropoda; Insecta; Lepidoptera; Pieridae. The record is from the annotation of a GenBank genome assembly.